Messenger RNA from Dendronephthya gigantea, 1590 nucleotides. Its product is annotated as NADH-cytochrome b5 reductase 3-like. Lineage: Eukaryota; Metazoa; Cnidaria; Anthozoa; Malacalcyonacea; Nephtheidae. The record is from RefSeq and is a predicted model, not a curated record. Gene Ontology annotation, cellular component: mitochondrion. Bases 141 to 1055 code for a protein of 304 amino acids. The transcript is spliced from 9 exons. Gene Ontology annotation, molecular function: oxidoreductase activity; FAD binding.
GUCUUAAAGUCUAUCAGUUUCUUCUUCAAAGUUCAAACCACUGAUCUGGACCAUAUCUGGUUCAAACUGGUGCAAACUUUUAUAUGAUCACAGUGCAUAUCGCUUUGGAGUCUCUUUAAACAUUUUACAAGGAAAUUAAAAUGGAUUCGACUAACAAGUUGGCAGUGUUUAUUGGACUUGGCAUAGUUGGUACUACUGUCCUUCUUGUUGCUCUCCGAAAGUAUUUCUCCAACAGCAGUGGCAAGAAGAGGCCGUUAGCGCUGAAUCCAAAUAAAAAGAUUGCUUUUGAAAUGGUCGAGAAGGAGGCCAUAAGCCAUGAUACCAGAAGAUUCAGAUUUGCACUUCAAACACCGAAUCACGUUUUGGGUCUUCCAGUUGGUAAGCACAUGUAUUUAAGUGCGAAGGUUAACGACAGCCUAGUAAUACGACCAUACACUCCUGUAACUUCUGAUGAUGAAAUUGGAUAUUUUGAUCUCGUUAUUAAGGUUUAUUUCAAAAAUGUUCAUCCGAAAUUCCCAGACGGCGGUAAAAUGUCGCAGCAUUUGGAACAAAUGAAUAUUGGGGAUACCAUUGAUGUCCGUGGACCUUGUGGUAAACUCGAGUACGAAGGAAAAGGACAGUUUUCUAUCGAGGAAGCAAAAGACAAAGUGGUGACGCGUCAUUGUCGGCAGUUGGGCAUGAUUGCGGGGGGAACAGGUAUUACGCCCAUGUUGCAGAUCAUACGCGAUAUUUUGAAACACGACGACGAUCAGACUCAAAUGUCUCUGCUUUUUGCUAACCAGACAGAGAAAGAUAUAUUACUAAGGGAAGAGCUUGAAGAAAUCGUAGAAAAAUUCCCGGAUCGUUUUAAACUCUGGUACACCUUGGACCGACCCCCAGAAGGGUGGAAAUACAGUAGCGGUUUUGUGAGUGCUGACAUGAUCAAAGAUCAUUUGCCUUCUUCUGGAGAUCAGACUCAAAUCCUUAUGUGCGGACCACCGCCUAUGAUCAAAUACGCUUGUUUACCGAACCUUGAAAAGUUGGGUUUCACAUCUGAUAUGUACUUUGACUUUUAGAAUUGCUAAUUGGAAUGCACGAUGAUAUUCAGUGAAGUAUCCAUCGUAAAGUGCAUUUAAGUCAAUUCACCGAAUAUUUUUAUGUAUAAUUAUUGGUAUUAACAACAGAGAGUUACCUUUAUACCCCAAUAUUUUCAUGGCUCCACUUCCGGAUCCGGUCUAAUAAAACACUGGAUACUGGUCUAAUAAAACACUGGAUAUAGCCUUUUUUUCUAAAAAUAACUUGUUCAAAAUAUUUAGCGGCUAAACGAAUCAAAACUCUUGAUCUAUCGUUGAUACGUUUGAACCAAUCACGUUCAGUUACUUAAAUCCGAGUAAGUGUUACGUCACCGUACACGAUAAAGCCCGCAGUUGAGCAGACUGAAUUUUCCCAGUUUAAUUUCCGGCCCCCUGAUUCAGUCUGCGAGCAGGCUAUUCUGAAACGCGAUGAGAAAAAGAGCGACCUCGUUGAUCGAGAGCUCACGUGACAACUUGCUAAUUGCUUGUCCGACCUCCUCUGACGCUGUUUAUAGUUAAAGUAAGUAUAGGUAUUAAU